Molecule: messenger RNA, 1538 nt
Organism: Zalophus californianus (California sea lion)
Lineage: Eukaryota; Metazoa; Chordata; Mammalia; Carnivora; Otariidae
Gene: GFRA4
Product: GDNF family receptor alpha 4
Exons: 6
Coding region: 1-900 (299 amino acids)
Biological process (GO): nervous system development
Cellular component (GO): signaling receptor complex; external side of plasma membrane
Molecular function (GO): glial cell-derived neurotrophic factor receptor activity
Source: RefSeq, a predicted model, not a curated record
AUGGGCCUCUGCUUGGCGCCGGCAAUGCUGCUGCUGUUGCUGGGGUCACCCAGCUCGGCCGCACGGAACCGAUGCUUGGACGCGGCCGAGGCGUGCACGGCGGACGCGCGGUGCCAGCGGCUGCGCACCGAAUACGUGGCUCAGUGCCUGGGUCGGGCCGCGUCCGGGGGCUGCCCCCGCGCCCGCUGCCGCCGCGCCCUGCGCCGCUUCUUCGCCCGCGGGCCGCCUGCGCUCACCCACGCGCUGCUCUUCUGCCCGUGCGUCAACGCCGCGUGCGCCGAGCGCCGGCGCCAGACCUUCGUGCCCGCCUGCGCCUUCGCGGGGCCCGGCCCGGCACCGCCCUCCUGCCUCGCACCCUUAGACGCCUGCGAGCACAGCCGGAUCUGCCGGUGCGGGGGCAGGCGGGGCGGGGACUGGGCGGGGAUGGGCGGGGCCUCCCGCUCACCGCCCUCGGGUCGCGCCGCGCAGGCCCCGCCUCCUGGCCUUCCAGGCCUCCUGCGCGCCCGCCCCCAGCGCCCCCGACGGCUGCCUGCAGGAUCAGGCCCCCGGCUGCCUGCGCGCCUACGCGGGCCUCCCCUCGGGGCCCCCGCAGGCACCGCGGUCACUCCCAACUAUGUGGACAACGCGAGCGCGCGCGUGGCGCCCUGGUGCGAUUGCGGAGCCAGCGGAAACCGGCGUGAGGAGUGCGAAGCCUUCCGGGGGCUCUUCACCAGGAACCGCUGCUUGGAUGGUGCCAUACAGGCCUUUGAUGCUGGGUGGCCUCCAAUCCUGCAGGACCAGCCAGAUGUCCACCAGGACCCUGAGCACAGCCUCCUGCAAGUGUCCUCCGCAGAUGGGCUCCUGGUUGGAAGCUCCCUGCUCUCCAUGCUCCCUGUCCUGGCUCUGCAGCCCCUGCUCUGACUAGGACAGCUGACCUUGGACAACAUCACUGUCCCAUCCUGCCUGGGGUACAGGGCCCCAUCUGCACCCUAGGGCCCCACUGAAAGUGGACUGGCUUGCCUCCCAAGCUGGUCCCAGUGCUCUUGCCCUGCUGCCCUUUUUAGGUCUGGACACCCUGUGUGCCUGUCCCCUAGAGUGAGGGAUGUGGGCUGAGGGCCUGAUGCAAAGCCCAUAGUUUCCCUUUCAGUGGGUUUCUUGGUUGUAGGUCCCUCUCUCCCCUGACCUUGGAACAGUUGGGUUCUCCCACAGGGUAGGGAUGGGAGGGGGUCACCUGCGUAGCUGAGGCCUCACUGGGGCCCCAGAUCUAGAAGUCAGAAACCAUCCAAAUUCCCAGAAUUUUAAGAGCUUUUACCAGCUUCUCCAAACAGAACAUGCCCUAAGGAGUACAUCUGAAUAGACUUCAGGCAAAACGCUUUUGAACGCUGCAGGCUUUCAUCUAGGCCCCACUGACUAAUGUUGGUAAGGUUCUUCCCAACCAUGAUAUACUGCUUGGUGGGCACCACCUGGAGUGAGGAUCCAGUCCCCUGCGUUGCACUGGUCACAUGACCAUCUUUCCUAUGGUUUAACCUAGCACUACGAAUGGCUCUUUUUAUAGCUCA